UCGGAGCUGACAGCUGCUGGGAAGGUGGCGGCGGCGGGCCCGGAGCAAGAUGGCGCUGCGGCCGGGAACGGGAGCUGGCGGCGGCGGGGCCGCGGGAGCUGGCGCGGGAGCUGCCGGGCGAGGCAGCUUCAUGUUUCCAGUUGCAGGUGGAAUAAGACCCCCUCAAGCAGGUCUGAUGCCGAUGCAGCAACAAGGAUUUCCUAUGGUCUCUGUCAUGCAGCCUAAUAUGCAAGGCAUGAUAGGAAUGAAUUACAGCUCUCAGAUGUCCCAGGGACCUAUUGCUAUGCAGGCAGGGAUACCAAUGGGACCAAUACCAGCAGGAGGCAUGCCUUACCUGGGACAAGCACCAUUCCUAGGAAUGCGUCCUCCAGGCCCACAGUACACUCCAGACAUGCAGAAGCAGUUUGCCGAGGAGCAGCAAAAACGAUUCGAACAGCAGCAAAAGCUCUUAGAAGAAGAAAGAAAAAGACGCCAGUUUGAAGAGCAGAAGCAAAAGCUCAGACUUCUGAGUAGUGUGAAACCCAAGACAGGAGAGAAGAGUAGAGAUGAUGCUUUGGAAGCCAUAAAAGGAAACUUAGAUGGGUUUUCCAGAGAUGCUAAGAUGCAUCCUACUCCAGCAUCACACCCUAAGAAACCAGAUUAUCCCACAUCAUCUCAUUCUGCUAAAACUGUCUCCCCAUCACCCGCCUUUCUUGAUGAAGAAGAAUUCAGUGACUUUAUGCAGGGGCCUGUUGAAGCUCCCACAUGUGGGCCUUCUUCCACUUCCCAGCCUUUUCAGUCUUUCCACCCCACCGCCCCACUUGGCCAGUUGCAUGCUCAGAAGGCUGGAGCACAGUAUAUCCCUCCAGGUCAGAGUCCAGUGUCUGUUGCCUUACAUGGUGACUCUGGGCAAUUUCCUUAUUUCUCUGCUGCUUCAGCCUCAUACAAUGUGCAGAAAGCAGGCCCUUCCUUGGAGGAGAAGCUCCUAGUAUCUUGUGAUAUAAGUACAUCUGGGCAGGACCAAAUUAAAUUACAUACUUCUGAAGCUGGGCACAAAGCCCUAGGCCCAGGUUCCAGUAAGAACCAUCCCAGUUUAACGGCCAAUAACGGGGGUGCUGUAGAUGGACGUGUAAGUGGUACCACUACCGCAGAGGCAGAAAAGACUUCAGACCAAAACCUGUCCAUUGAGGAGAGUGGUGUGGGAGUAUUUCCCUCACAGGAUCCUGUUCAGCCCAGAAUGCCUCCUUGGAUAUACAAUGAAAGUUUGGUUCCAGAUGCAUAUAAGAAAAUUUUAGAAACCACAAUGACUCCGACUGGAAUAGAUACUGCUAAACUUUAUCCCAUCCUGAUGUCAUCUGGACUUCCCAGGGAAACUCUUGGACAGAUAUGGGCCUUAGCUAAUCGAACCACACCUGGCAAACUUACUAAAGAAGAACUUUAUACUGUUCUCGCCAUGAUAGCAGUAACACAGAGGGGUGUUCCUGCCAUGAGCCCCGAUGCUUUAAAUCAGUUUCCAGUGGCUCCUGUUCCAACUUUAAGUGGCUUUCCUAUGACUUUGCCUACUGCUGUGAGUCAGCCAACUGGGAUGCCUUCAGGCCCUGCAGGCUCCAUGCCCCUCACCCUCGGACAGCCAGUCAUGGGCAUUAAUCUUGUUGGACCAGUCGGGGGAGCUGCAGCCCAGUCUUCCAGUGGCUUCAUGUCAACUUACCCUGCAAAUCAGGUGGUCAAACCAGAAGAAGAUGACUUCCAGGAUUUUCAAGAUGCUUCCAAGUCAGGAUCCCUUGAUGACUCAUUCAGUGAUUUCCAAGAGUUGCCUGCUUCUUCAAAAUCAAAUUCUCAGCACGGAAACAGUGCUCCUUCUUUGUUGAUGCCACUUCCUGGAACUAAAGGAUCAGCUUCUGUGGAUAAAUAUGCUGUGUUUAAAGGAAUUGCAGCUGACAAGUCCUCUGAAAAUACUGUUCCAUUUGGAGAGCCUGGUGAUAAAUACAGUGCUUUCAGGGAACUUGAACAGACAGCAGAGAGUAAAUCUUUAGGAGAAAACUUUGCAGAAUUCAGAUCUGCGGGAAAUGAUGAUGGUUUCACCGAUUUUAAAACGGCCGAUAGUGUCUCACCACUAGAGCCACCGGCAAAAGACAACGCUUUUCCGGCAGCCUUCCCCUCGGGAGCUAUCCAACAGAAACCACAAACACAAGUGAAAAAUCCUCUGAACUUAGCAGACCUAGAUAUGUUUUCCUCAGUUACUUGCAGCAGCGAGAAACCAUUGUCCUUUUCAGCUGCAUUUAGUGCAUCAAAAUCUGUUUCCUCACGACCCCACCUAGCGGGAUCUGCAGCACCCAUGACGACAUUGGCGUCAACUAAAACUUCUAGUUUGGCUGAUGAUUUUGGAGAAUUCAACCUUUUUGGGGAAUAUUCUAGUCCAGCAUCUGUUGGGGAGCAGGAUGACUUUGCAGAUUUUAUGGCUUUCAGUAAUAGUUCUAUUUCAUCCGAGCAAAAGGCAGAUGACAAAUACGAGGCCCUUAAAGAGGAAAGUAGUCCUGUUCCUCUAAGCAGCAGCGUGAGCAGCACAGUAAAGGACGGACAGAACUCUGCCGCUGCGUCUACCAAAUACGAUGUCUUCAGACAGCUCUCUCUGGAAGGACCGGGGCUAGGUGUUGACGAGCUGAAAGAUAACCCUCCUUCAGGAAAGAGUGAUGAUGAUUUCGCUGACUUCCACUCCAGUAAAUUUUCUUCCGUGAACUCGGACAAAUCCCUGGGAGAGAAAGCAGCGGCUUUCAGACACACCAAAGAAGACUCUGCUUCGGUGAAGUCCUUGGAUCUCCCUUCCAUUGGCGGCAGCAGUGCUGGCAAGGAGGACUCGGAAGACGCACUCUCUGUCCAGUUUGACAUGAAACUGGCUGAUGUGGGAGGAGAUCUUAAGCAUGUCAUGUCUGAUAGCUCUUUGGAUUUACCAACAGUUAGUGGCCAGCAUCCUCCUGCUGCAGAUAUAGAGGACUUAAAAUGUGCUGCUUUUGGAACCUACAGUAGCAAUUUUGCAGUGAGCACACUUACGAGCUAUGACUGGUCAGACAGGGAUGAUGCCUCUCAGGGCAGAAAACUCUCUCCAUUUGUCCUCUCAGCAGGAAGCAGGGCCUCCUCGGCUGCCUCAGCUCUUCCAAAGAAAGAGACUUCAUUUGGCAGUACCGAAAACCUCACCAUGACAUCUCUCUCCAAAGUCACAACCUUCACAAGCGAGGAUGCUCUUCCAGAGACGACCUUUCCGGUUUUCGCCAAUUUUAAAGAUGUGAUCCCACAGGCCAGCGAGCAAAAGGAAUAUAAAAGCGGGGACCACAGGGAUUUCACCAGACAGGACCUGCCUGCGGCUGAACGGAGCCAGGAGGCCACGUGCCCAAGCCCAGCCUCCAGCAGCGCUUCUCACGACACCCCCAAAGAAUGUGCGGAUGACUUCGGAGAGUUUCAAAGUGAAAAGCCCAAAAUCAGCAAAUUUGACUUUUUAGUGGCCAAUUCACAAGGCAAAAUGAAAUCCAGUGAAGAAAUGAUCAAAAGUGAGCUGGCAACCUUUGACCUUUCCGUUCAAGGAUCGCACAAGAGGAGUCUGAGCCUUGGUGAUAAAGAAAUAAGCCGUUCUUCUCCUUCUCCGGCGCUGGAGCAGCCUUUCAGAGACCGCUCCAACACACUGAGCGAGAGGCCCGCCCUGCCCGUCAUCCGCGACAAGUACAAAGACCUGACAGGAGAGGUGGAGGAGAAUGAGAGAUAUGCAUAUGAAUGGCAGCGGUGCCUAGGGAGUGCCCUAGAGGUCAUUAAGAAGGCCAACGAUACCUUAAAUGGAAUCAGUAGUAGUUCUGUGUGCACAGAAGUCAUUCAGUCAGCUCAAGGCAUGGAAUACUUACUAGGUGUUGUUGAGGUGUACAGGGUAACCAAACGUGUGGAGCUGGGGAUAAAAGCCACUGCAGUGUGCAGUGAGAAACUCCAGCAGUUGCUGAAGGACAUCGAUAAAGUAUGGAAUAACCUGAUUGGUUUCAUGUCACUCGCCACACUCGCGCGAACACCCAUCAGGACUCAGCCACCGUGUUUCGAAGUUCUCAGAAGCAUUCUCUGCCACCACGCUCCUUUCCCCUUGAGUCGGCCUGAUGAAAAUUCACUGGACUUUUCCUCUUGUAUGCUACGGCCCGGGAUUAAAAACGCUCAGGAGCUUGCUUGUGGGGUGUGCCUUUUAAACGUGGACUCCAGGAGCCGGAAAGAAGAGAAGCCCGCAGAAGAACAUCCUAAAAAAGCGUUCAACUCGGAAACGGACAGCUUCAAGCUGGCGUAUGGAGGACACCAGUAUCACGCCAGCUGUGCAAACUUCUGGAUCAACUGUGUGGAACCAAAACCUCCCGGCCUCAUCCUGCCUGAUUUGCUCUGAAAUCUCCUGAAAGCUCCUGUGGGAAGUGCUAGCUGGGUUGGUUUGUUUUCCAUCACACCCCUUGGGGUGACAGGGACCAAUAAACAGAAUGCGAAUGCUGCAGAGCUCCCCCUACCACCAUCAAGCUACGCGAAGAAAUCCUCACGAGGUGGCGGGGGGAGGAAGUGCUGCAGAAGUUCCCAGUCUUUCCCACCGACGACCUUUGCCCCCAGGUUCCCACGGCCAGUCUUUGGGAUUCAAGGUAAAACUGCUCUACCCAAACUGCACUGGAAGUUUGCUGACUUCUCUCUAGUUCUCUUAAGAUGUUUUAAAACAUGGACCACAAUUUUCUUUAUCUAAGGAAUAUUUGCUGCUGCAGUAUUGAAACUGUGAAGAAUUGACACUUGAAGAAAAAUUAUUGCUAUAGGACUGGAGUUGGAAGGAUGUUUUGAGCCAGUGUUUGUGUGGAUCUAGAACACUUACUGUUCUGUGAAGUAGAAUGCAUUUAUCCACAUUUAGUUUGUUAAUAGCUGAAAUGAGUAAAAAGGGGGAAUUGUGAUUAAACUGAUAUUCUUUUUAUAGAAAAAAUUCUGUUUCUCUCCAUUGGACCAUGGCAGGUGGAUGAGGGCAGAUUUACCAGCUUUACUGUCACAACCGAACCAGUUCUCUCCUCUUUUCGUUCGUUUCUAAGACUGUCAACUUUUAAGAGAACUUUCUCAAAACAUGCCUGGGAACUUUGCAGUGAGAAGAAUGUUCAUUUUGACAGAGGCCUGAAUCUCGGUGUAUUGGGGUGAAUAUCGUUGCCCUUAGGCGCCUUCACUGAAAGCCUUGUUUUACCUCACACACAGACUGUGAACGUGAUACUUUUUUCAGAUGAGAUUUGGAAAGCCAGCUGAAUGAAACCUCUUUGCAGAGGCCUCUAGCCAAAUUUCCAGAAAUGACUGCACAGGGACCAAUACCGCAGUAUCUCUAUGAGAGACCGGGAAAUUAAUUCAGGGUUAGAAGGUGGAGCUCCUGGCCUAGCAAGGAGAAAAGUAAGUUGUGUAUUUGUGGUAGAGGCACGUGACUUAGAAGCAAAGGCAGGAAACUGUUCAAAAACAGCACUGAGGGCUUCCCUGGUGGCGCAGUGGUUGGGAGUCCGCCUGUCAAUGCAGGGGACACGGGUUCGUGCCCUAAUCCGGGAAGAUCCCACAUGCCGCAGAGCGGCUGGGCCCGUGAGCCAUGGCCGCUGAGCCUGCGCAUCCGGAGCCUGUGCUCCGCAACGGGAGAGGCCGCAACGGUGAGAGGCCCGCAGACCACAAAAAAAAAAAACCAGCACUGAAUUUUAGAAGGAAAAGGCUCAUGCUCUCUGGUGUAGGGAAUUUUCUUUGCCACUUAAAAUGAAUGCAUAAAAUAGGGGGAAAAAGCCUAGUGGUUAAAGACUGUGUUAUUCCUGGGAAGAACCCACCAAACUAGGACACACGUUUCUCUCAAUUGUUAAUCACGUGCUUUAUGAAGAGAUUUUGAAUCUUGUGUUUCACUUUGUAUGGCUUAAGCUCUCUCACCUAGACUUUGUUUUUAUUUGUAAACUGGAAAAGUUGGUUUUGUCUGUGUAAUUGCUGCUUUACAUAAUCAAUUAGAUCAUUUUCCCUCCUGAGGACAAAACUUGAGGAAAUUCUGUUUUGUUCCACCGUACUACCUUUUACUUCCAUCCGCUCCAAGAAAGGUAGACGACAUUUUCAUUCCCGAGCUGUUGAUGAGGCUUCUGCUUUACCUGGCUGCGCGCCCGAGUGCACAGAGAACUGUUGAUGAGGUAAAUCUGUUUUUCUCAUUUGCUCCAGAUGAUACCAUCGCCAGCUACUAAUGCCUGGGACAGCUGUCUCUGAAUUGUUACCUUUGCCCUCCACAGAGCCAGUGGGUGUUCGUGACAACACAAGUGGGCUGGUUUCUAGCAGGUUUUGCCUGAGGCCUCUGGGUUCCACUUUAGCCUGUGCAGCACCUAGGGUUUCAACACGGCACCAGAUUUCAAGCAGCCUUCUAAUUGGCCUUACACAUUCCAUGAUAGACCAUGAUAACAAAAUCUACCUUGGCGACAAGAAAUGUCUCCCAGUUUGACAGAAUUUACAUUGCAGAGACAUUUUUUGGAAAUGCUAUGUGGACUAUUAUUCUGUCACAGUGGUCCAUAUUGAUGACAUUUUUAAAAGUAUGCUCACCUGUUAACUAGAUUGGCUUCCAUUUCUAGAUAUAUUCCAGAACGCCUCAGGUAAAAUUCCUAAGUAUAAUUACUGCUGACCUUACCAAGUAUGAUAGGUUUAGUCACUCCAUGGGAAAAUACAGCAGACAUCAAUAAAAAGCCUUUGCUAUAAAGAGUAUUCACUACUUUCAGUAUCUGUUUAGUACUGGAAAUGUUUUAUUAGACCCACCAGUAAAGAUGUGGGGAGUGUGGAAUACCGUUGCAUUGAUUUUCUUUAUGCAGGUUUAUUAAAAUGAAUCAACACUGCAUUCAGCUUCAUCUCAGCGCUUGUUAGCCAAGAGCCCAGUGUCCCUGGAAACAGUAACCAAGGUUACUUACUUCCAUACAGUGCAUUGUACAAGCUGCUUCACCCCCCUUCUUGAGUGGCAGUUAGUAAGCACUGUUUUGGUGUUGUAUUUUGCCUUUAAAUUUUUUAUGGCUUAGUGUGUAAUUUUUGUCUGGACGUGCUUGCGGUAGAAGCAGCGUAGGCUGUAUUAGGAUAUUAUCCAUGCUUUAUUUUUCCUGUGGCUACUAGUUAGUUCAUAUAGGUUUCAUAUUUUAAAUUGAGUAUCUUUUGUGGGCAUAUGCAUAAUUCUUUGCUAAUUUACAGAUGCCUUCUACUCGCCUUUUAUUUAAUGACCAGCGUGUUCUUAAGCUUUGAAAAGAUUAUAGGGCCUUUAUCUUAUAGAAAUCUGAAAUGUUUGCUCUGCACUGGGGAUCACUACAGAAUAUCCCGUCACACCUUGGAGGUCACGUACCUUCCUUUGUGACCUUUAGCUAAUAAACUCCAACAUUUAGAUUGGAAAGGUGUUAGGCUUCCCAAGUGCUAAGUUACAUCCCAGUAGUGGCAUUUGCCAGGAUUUCUACAGGAAAUUUUUCUUAAUUACCAAGAACAUCUGUCAGCAGGUGUUUUCUUACUAUAUACAAUUUGAUUUUUGCACAUUUAUCCAAAGACGACCAGACUUAUUAGAGUUUGCCUUCAUACUGUAGAAGCCGUAGCCUCCACAGCCAGUUUUUUUCUGAUUGAUUUUUGAUCAUGUGCUGCUGAGGCAUUUAUGGGUUGCUCUGAUUUCCCAUAGAAACUAUUAAUUUCAUUUUAAUUUUCCCUUCUAGACAGUAAUGGUGCAUGUUUAUAAAAGUGGGCAAAUUGUAUAAAAUAAGAAAAGGUGGAAUUUAGAGGGAAACCAUUCACAAACCAGGUAAAAUCUGGAGGAUAUAAUGUAUAUAAAUAUGUGGCCAGUGGCAUUAUAUGUAGGGCUUCUUGCCAAACAAACAGACUGAAAAUCUAGGAAAUUUUUCUACAGAUAAGCAAGGAAAUGAAGUAAGACAAAGCUGUUGCUGGGACAAGCAGCUCCCCUAUAAAAGCAAGGAGCAACCUGGUAACGCCCAGUGGUUUCCCGGGAGCGUGGAAUAGAGAAGAGCUAAUAGAAACUUCUACCAAGUCCCAACCAGUUUCUGGGGGCUUCCCUGGUGGCGCAGUGUCUUAAGAAUCCGCCUGCCAAUGCAGGGGACACAGGUUCGAGCCUUAGUCCGGGAAGAUCCCACAUGCUGCGGAGCAACUAAGCCUGUGCGCCACAACUACUGAGCCUGCACUCCAGAGCCCACGUGCACAAUGACUGAAGCCUGCACACCUAGAGCCCGUGCUCCACAACAAGAGAAGCCACCGCAACGAGAAGCCCGCGCACCGCAAUGAAGAGCAGCCCCCACUGGCCACAACUAGAGAAAGCCCACGUGCAGCAACCAAGACCCAGUGCAGCCAAAAAUAAAUACGUUUUUAAAGUUUAUAAAAAAACAAGUUUCUCUGAUGGAGGACUCACUGCUUUGGUGCCCUCCAGUUCCCAAGAGACAACUGAAAACUGUACCUUUUAUUAGCGUGUACACUGUGCUGUUUCCUACUGUUCCAACACUGUGAAUGAUGUUAAUAUCUGCCCAUCUGCAAGGAUGGGCAACGCUGACAUGAUUCAGGUGGGAUGUCUGGUUUAAGGAGCAUUCAUAAUUAUCGCAGGAGCCGUAUUUUAAUAGCUGUUGGAGAGCAUCUUUUUUCCCUCAUCUGCACACAUACACACACACACACACCCUGAAAUUCUUAUCAGUAAAAAAAUUCCCAUAUGUUAAGCAGAUAUAUUUAUUAAAAAUAAUGCUAGUAUAGUCCUGGGGCACACUGAUUCCAACAGGGUGUUUGCAGAUUUCGUUAUAAUUAACAGCUAAAUAAUAAAGGCUUUUUUUUUUAACUUACAGAAUCACUAAAUGAUUGAUAGGGGGAAAGGAAAGAGGGCUGAUCCAGUAGAGGCUGACACUGGUAUCAAUGUUCCCUAAGCAUUUGUUUGGUCGGCAGCCUUGGGCAAAGCUUGUAUCUGAAGGGUUAAUCGGGGCCCAAAGUGAUUUUUGCACUGAGCUCCUCCCAUGAUGCCAAAAGGCAUGGGAUUGAGGAUAGAGCGGAGCCAGUUUAUUAAACUGUUCAAAUCCUUAAAAAUGAUUAAAAGCCAGUUAAAGAUUUUCAUAAACACUAUUCCAAAAUGUUAGUUUUAAAAAUGUCAGUAGCCAUGUAAGCAUUCCCCUUACGUUCCUCCCGUCCCUCCCUUCUCUCUUAAGAUAGACGUGAACACGCAGUGUGAAAAAGCACUUCAGGGAGAACCAGAAGUCGACCAUCUGGAAAGAAAGGUGAAGAGGGGAGCAGACGCGUGCGGCAGGUGCUGGUGCUGCUCGAGGGGCUGCUGAUGCAGGCUUUGGUGACUUAUAUCCCCCAGUAAGGCAUCAGGUGUCGGGACUCCUUCUCGUAAACGUCUGGAACUAUGCCAUAAGGUGUCUGUACCAUUUUAACUGUCGACUUCCCGAAGAGCUGGCGUUCGUAGUCUAUCAGCUGCCUCCAGAAGCCCACGUUGGGCCUGAUGACGGGCCUCCGGGCUUUCACCCAGGUGUACGCCUCCAGCAGGCACACGUUGUGGUAUUUCAUCAGGUAUGCGAUGCAGAGCGUGGCCGAGCGGCUGACCCCUGCAGCACAGUGCACCAAGGUGGCCCCGUGUUUCCUGCUCACGCUGUGGAUCUUGUCAGCCACGGUGUCGAAGUACAGUCCAAUGGGGGCAUGAGGCAUGUCAGCCAGAGGCACUUUAACAUACUCAAACUGGGGCCAGUUGAAAUUGGGGAUCUCGAUGGUUGCAUUAACGAUGCAGGUGAUGCCCCGAGCCUGGAGGAGGUGCCGGUUGGAGGCUAUACUGCCUCUGCCCAGGAAGAGCGAGGAAGUGAUCUGAGCAAUGCCUCCUAUGUCCCCCUCAGAGAUCAUCCGAGGGGCCAUGAGAGUCCGCGGCAGCGUGCUGUGACCUCUGGAGCUCAUGAAGACGCCAGCAAUCACACUUGCAUCAUUGGAAGCAAGACCGGAGUGUUUUGUUCUCCUCCACCAAGGAACUGGAAAUCACAGUCACUUCCCUGCAAAAUACAGGUUAUGUCAGUACUUUAAAUGCCACUGAUUCAUCACAGCCUUCUGCAGUGUUUGUGGAAUGGGAAGGUAAAAGGAUUGGAAAUGCUUAUCUUGUAUAAUAGUGUGUUCUUUCCAGGAGGUAGACAAAUCAUUUUCAUCGAUUAACAGUUAGUUAGGAAAAGUAGUCUAAGAUGCCAAUAUGCAAAACCAAUGUAAAAGCACUCUGGUGAUUUUUUUUUUUUUUCCUAAAGGCACUAGAUAGAAAGUCAUCCUAUUUUAGGAAAAGUUAAAGACAGAAAGAAGCCCAACUAAUCCCUGAACAACGACCUUGCCGGGUCUUGCUCUUAUUGAAGGGAGUUGUGUUCCCUGGUAAUCAGGAAGAAAUCAGAACUUGUGAUCCUUUCUGUGGCCAUGUUCUUUCAUACACUUCUUGCCUACCUCCACAGUCAUGAUGGCCAUAUUUUCCUAAACCUAAAUCUAGACAUAGAGAUCGUACAUGGAUUAUACUUACAAAGUAUAAAAACGAUAUCGCUUUAGGUAAUACAUCCAAUGCAUGGCCUUUGUGGACUAAAGAGAUACUGAAUUGGAUCAGUUACAGAAAAGCCAGGACAUAUGGUCACCUUAGCCCUUCAUAAUUUAAAAAAUAGCUAACUCUAUCAUAUUUGUGACAUUGGAAUACCUGUGCUAUGUCAUUUCCAUGGAAACAAUCCUAGGCAAUUUGAAGGCCAUGGUCUCAAAAAUUCAUUCGUCUAAGUUAAUGAGCAUUUUAGCUGACCUGACCCUGGGUGUGGCUAAAUAACUUCACCUUCCUCAGCCAAUUCUAAGCUCCAAGAUGUAUCCCACUGGCUUAAGAUGUAUUGGAAUUAAAAAUUAACACUUGAACAUCUAUAUUCUUUCAUUAGUACAGUGGUUAUUAUAAAAGACAUUCAAUAUUAUAUAAUCUCUAUAUAGUCUCUCAUACCACUUUAUAGUCUGUGCCCUCUGAGAAGUGUGCUGAUCCCCACCCAGGGUACCGCAGGGAUGCCCACAGUGAUUUCAGUUAGACAAGAACAUCCCCGGUUCCACAGACCGGUGAUGCUGGGACUACUCACUUGAGGAGUCUGAUUACUCUGGAGUCCUGCGUCUGCAAAGUCCUGAGAGAGAGAGUGUGCUGGUCAGAGUGGAUACAACUCAGAUCUGCAGAAAGACAAAGAGGCAAGAAUAUGGUCAAUCAGGAAGUUCAAGAGAAUUCCUCCUGGGUUUUUACUACGAAAUUGGGUUUGACUGGCAUAAAUCUAGGAAGUGGAAAGCCUGUUAAAUACAUCUCCAUGUGCCUCUAAAGAACGUGCCAGUAAGAAGUAUCAACCCAAGUCUCAGACUUGUGUUAAUGCCACGUAACCCAUGGUGUGAAAAACAUUAAGUGCCGUUUUGGCCACAACCAAGAGGAAUUUGAGAGGAGAUUCAGAGACUACAACGUGCUGAAAUGUAAGGCUCUGCUCACGGGGCCAGCAGGAGGCGUAGAGCGAGCUGGAAUCUCUUCCCUGUGCCCACAGCCCACCUGGCAGUGCGGGACUGUGUGCAGCGUGCUAGAUGCUACAGUGGGUGCAGCAGCCGGGCCAGGUGCCCGCAGCCAGCCAGCUUUGCGAAGAGCCGUGCUGCAGAGGUGGCUGCAGCUCUGAACGUCAACUGCAGGAGGUGCUGGUGGUGGACAGCAAUUUGAAAUUGCUUUCAUUUUGUAUUCUCUUCCAGGUUGGCCCUCUUAUUUACUCAUUUAUGUAACAAUAUGAACACCAAUCAGUAUCAUUAAAAAUGUGUUCCUUCCCCAGUGGCAUGCAAAUCAAUGAAGUUAGAACACACCCUCACAAAACAUAACUCCAAAUGGCGUAAAGACUUAAACAUAAGACAUGACACCAUAAAACUCCUAGAAGAGAACACAGGCAAAAAACAUUCUCUGACAUAAAUUGUACCACUGUUCUCUUAGGUCAGGCUCCCAAGGCAACAGACAUCAAAUGAAACCAUAAACAAAACAAAACGACAACCUACAGACUGGGAGAAAAUAUUGGCCAAUGAUGCCACUGACAAGGGCUUAAUUUCCAGUAUAUACAAACGGCUUAUAUGACAACAACAAAAAAAACAACACAAUUGAAAAAUGGGCAGAAGACCUAAAUAGACUGCUCCAAAGAAAUACAGAGGGCCCAUAAGCACAUGAAAAGAUGCUCAACAUCGCUAAUCAUUACAGAAAGGCAAAUCAAAACUACAAUGAGGUACCACCUCACACCAGUCAGAAUGGCCAUCAUCAGAAAGUCUACAAACAGUAAAUGCUGGAGAGGGUGUGGAGAAAAGGGAACACUCCUGCACUGUUGGUGGGAAUGUAAACUGAUACAGCCACUAUGGAGAACAGUAUGGAGGUUCCUCAAAAAACUGGAAAUAGAGUUGCCAUAUGAUCCUGCAAUCCCACUCCUGGGCAUGUAUCCAGACAAAACUAUAAUUUGAAAAGAUACAUGCACCCUUAUGCUCAUAGCAGCACUAUUUACAACAGCCAAGACAUGGAAACAAUCUAAAUGUCUAUCGAUAGAUGAAUGCAUAAAGAUGUGGUACAUAUAUACAGUGGAAUACUACUCAGCCAUAAAAAAGAAUGAAAUAAUGCUAUUUGCAGCAACAUGGAUGGACGUAGAGAUUCUCAUUCUAAGCGAAGUCAGAAAGAGAAAAACAAAUACCAUAUGAUAUCACUUAUAUGUGGAAUCUAAAAUACAACACAAAUGGGCAUAUCUACGAAACAGACUUACAGACAUAGAGAACAGACUUGUGGUUGCCAAAGCGGGGUGGAGGGGAA
Molecule: messenger RNA, 12799 nt
Organism: Mesoplodon densirostris (Blainville's beaked whale)
Lineage: Eukaryota; Metazoa; Chordata; Mammalia; Artiodactyla; Ziphiidae
Gene: SYNRG
Product: synergin gamma
Exons: 24
Coding region: 50-4381 (1443 amino acids)
Cellular component (GO): clathrin coat of trans-Golgi network vesicle
Molecular function (GO): protein binding
Source: RefSeq, a predicted model, not a curated record